AUGGAAUUCCCAACUGGCCCAGGUGCUCUUGGUGGCCCAAUUUCUCCAGAUGCUUGGAAAAGAGCCGUCUAUCGCAGCCCUCCUCGUGUUUUUAAUGUUGAGGUAUUAACGCCAGAAAAACAAGGUGGUAGCUAUAGCUAUGGUUUCAGAAUAUGCCCUAUCAAAGAGGAUAAUGUCUCGCUCUCUUCGUCCGCUGGUUCUACCUCAUCAAAGGGUUCUCAUAUCGAGUACGAAAUUUGGAGGCGUUGGGAAGACUGUUUGUGGUUCCAAGAAACGCUAGAGUGCGAAUAUGCGCGCACUUCGCGUGAAAAACGCACCCGUCUAGCUGCGGGCAAAGGCGUUAAAAAGGACGGCGUUUAUAUACAAAGCGACCAAGCAGCGUCAUUCGAAUCGUUACCUCCAGGUCCAGAUCCAAACUCCAUAGCACUGGACAUCCAUGACUGCAUCCCGAAGCUUACGAAGAAGGGUACACUUUUCCGGGCCAGUCAAGCCACCAUUGAACAGCGGCAUAGAGAACUUCAGGCCAUGGUCAAUGUGAUAUUUCAAGAAGACGUGCCAAUGUUAAUCAAGGAACUAAGAACGACGCGCACGUUCACUGAUUUCUUUGGCUUUUGGAGAAGAGAUCACGAUCUGGCUAUGAAGAGACAAAAAGGCACCCGCGAGAAACCACGCAAUUCUGUGUCAAGCAGCGUAUUCUCUUCGUAUUUCGCAGCAUCGUCUCCUGCUCUGUCGGAUGUUCCACCAGUGCCGCGCAUUCCUACCUCUCCGUUAGCUGACAACCGCGCAUCUGUUAAUUCAGACUCUUCCUCAUCUGAAAUGUCUUCGUCGAAAGGCUCGCGCUCCAAUUCAUCGACUUCGUUAUUGACACCCCCUC
This is a messenger RNA of Serpula lacrymans var. lacrymans S7.9, 874 nucleotides long. RefSeq lists its product as uncharacterized. The transcript has 4 exons. The record is from RefSeq and is a predicted model, not a curated record. The annotation marks the transcript as partial. Gene Ontology annotation, molecular function: phosphatidylinositol binding. Lineage: Eukaryota; Fungi; Basidiomycota; Agaricomycetes; Boletales; Serpulaceae.